ACAUGACAGAAGUGACUUGACUCUUGAGUGCGUACCUGAUGAUCUUUGCACGGACGAAACCUUGCAUGUGAUGAAGGUCCAAGCCGGCGUUAAGCCGCGUGAUCGGCCGGUCGGCUGGCGGUUGGAGAAAAAAGUGCCAGACAGAUGCCCAGACCGUCACAAAGCAAGAGACACGAAGAAUGGCUCAAGUCGAUGUCGCAAAGUUGUCGAGCAACUGGAAAAGAUUACAACAGACGCUCAAGCCGAAACCCAAGUCUGAUGACACCAAUCCGAGCGUGAAGCGCAAGAGAACAACCGAGUCUCAAGACGAAAAGUUCAAGAAAUUCCAGGGCACGUCGAAUGGAAGCAAGAGGGUAAGGACUGAGCCGAGCAAGCCGUCCUCCGUGCAAAGAAAGGUCAAGAUGGGUGGAGCUCCUUCGAAAUCAAUCAAUUCAGCACCGCGGACUGGAUCGAAUGCCGAAGCUACAUUUGUCGCCGAAGAAGUCGCUUCGACUCGCACCUCCACCGACUCUCUUGUCAACCAGGGACUUCACCCAACGAACAAGCCCGGAAAGUUCCUGGCCAUCGAUUGUGAGAUGGUCGGUACUGGUCCGCUCGACGACAAUGUUCUCGCCCGCGUCUCGAUAGUCAACUUCCAUGGCGAACAGAUCUACGACAGUUUUGUUCAGCCCGUACCGGGCGUCGAGGUCACCGAUUACCGCACUUUUGUCAGUGGUAUCCGACCUCAUCACCUGAAGCCAGAUGUUGCUCGCCCCUUCUCGGAAGUACAAAAAGAGGUCGCAGCGCUGUUGGAGGGCAAGAUUUUGAUUGGACACGCACUGAAGAACGAUCUGGAUGUGCUACUGCUUUCACACCCGAAGAGAGACAUUCGCGACACUGCGCGACAUGCGACGUUCCGUAAGAUGUCAAUGGGACGAGCACCUGCACUGCGAAAACUGGCAAAGGAGUUCCUCGGCAUGGACAUCCAAGGCGGCGAGCACAGUUCGGUCGAGGAUGCACGAGCAACCAUGAUGCUCUUCAAGCUCGAGAAGGAGGCAUUCGAGAAGGAAGUCAAGCAAAAGUACGGAGCGGCCAUCAGAAGGGAGGAGAAGUUGAAGCAGCAGGCCGAGGAUAAGAAGGCAAGAAAAGACGAGGAAAGACAGGCAAAGGAGAAUGCGGGCGCUUCUGACUCGGACUCAGACGAGGGCGAGUCCGACAACGAAGACGAGGAGCAGCUGGACGAUGAGGGCAACGUGAUUGCACCGACCGUCAAGAAGAGCAAAAAGGCGAAGAAGAACAAGAAGCGCAAGAAGAGAACCAAGCGCGCAUAGAAUUAAAGCUAGCAUAGAUACCCCAAUUCUCGAGCAUAAGGCCACUUUGGCAAUACCUAGGUAAACAUGUUGUGUGUUCACAUGUCAAAAAGUGUACCUGCGCCAAG
Messenger RNA from Aureobasidium subglaciale EXF-2481, 1417 nucleotides. RefSeq lists its product as uncharacterized. Gene Ontology annotation, biological process: rRNA processing; ribosomal large subunit assembly. Gene Ontology annotation, cellular component: nucleus. The coding region runs from base 180 to 1310 and encodes 376 amino acids. Lineage: Eukaryota; Fungi; Ascomycota; Dothideomycetes; Dothideales; Saccotheciaceae. The record is from RefSeq and is a predicted model, not a curated record. Gene Ontology annotation, molecular function: 3'-5' exonuclease activity; nucleic acid binding. The transcript has a single exon.